AUGGGGGGUGGGGGAGAGUCCGUUGGGGAGGGGCAGCUGCAGGCUGUAGCGGAGGAAGUGCUUCUGGGGCUGGACGGAUCUGUAGCCCGGGCGCCGGCUCCUGCUGGUGCUUCUGGCGCUGCUGCUGGUGCUGCUGCUGGUGCUGCUGCUGGUGCCUCUGGUGGUGGUGGUGGUGGUGGUGGUGGUGUGUACGCGCCUGGCUCACACAUGCUUGUGCCUUCCGGAGCGACUUUCUCUGCCUCUCAAGGCCCAUACACGUCCUCUGCCCUCGCCCAGCUCUCCUUCCGCGCCUCCCCACGCGCCCCAUCCCCCGCCGCCGCCCCCCCAGCGGCGGCGCAACAUCACAGGAACGACACUGGCAGCGACCUUAUCGUAUCCUCUCACGAUUUUGUCAUUACCGGGACCGACAGCGACGAGGAUAAUUUCCUUCGUCUGGUGGAGGAGCAGCUUGCGGAGGUUGAAAAGGCAGGCGGCAAGGCAGCCAGGGCUGCGCUCAUGUGGGGCGAAGGGGCUGAGGGGGGCGAGGGCGGAGCAGCAGGAGAGGGCGGAGGCGCAGGAGGAGAGGGCGGGUCUUCUGAAGGGGAGGAUACCGGGGACGAGACAGACAUUGGGGAAGGCGGGGGGGAGAGGAAGCGGCGGUUACGGUGCGGGGGUGUUCGGAGGGAUGGGAGCGCAGGCGGGGGCAGCGGCGUCGUGCCGGGUAAGGUCAUGUAUGAACUCCAAGUAGAAGAGGUGCUGGCGGCGGCUGUUAGACGGGCGCUGGCCCGAGCUGCUGGUGAGGCGGGUGAGGGGGUGAAAGGGAGUGAGGGCGGCGAGGCCGGUGGUGAGGGAGGGGAGGGUUGUGAAGGGGAGUGA
Messenger RNA from Closterium sp. NIES-65, 855 nucleotides. NCBI's taxonomy places the organism in Eukaryota, Viridiplantae, Streptophyta, Zygnematophyceae, Desmidiales, Closteriaceae. The record is from the annotation of a GenBank genome assembly.